Molecule: messenger RNA, 6139 nt
Organism: Athene cunicularia (burrowing owl)
Lineage: Eukaryota; Metazoa; Chordata; Aves; Strigiformes; Strigidae
Gene: MATCAP2
Product: KIAA0895 ortholog
Exons: 6
Source: RefSeq, a predicted model, not a curated record
CUUGAUGUGACUGCAGUUAAGACAAAUUCUGAGUUUCAUUUGUGUUGCAGUUUUGAGUCCUUAAGAUUAGCAUUGCUGUGUGAAACAAUCAAAUUUGUCCUCAACUUUUUUUCAUCCUCCUGUCUCAAUGCAGAAAAACUUCACUGGCCUAAGACAGAGCUUUCUAAGAAAUCAGUCCUGAGUCCAGAAGAACAUAAGCUGAACAUUAAUAAUGAAAACAGUCUCCAGCACCCACCUUCUGGGAUCCUUAAGGACAUUUUCACAACAGGAACCAGUAGCUACAAUGUCCUUCUGCAGAGCAAAGAGGAGAAAAAACACCAUGCUCAGAAGCAGUCAUCUGCUCACCAUAAGAAACACAGAAAAACUACAAAGUGUUCUACCAUCUUGAGAAGCAAUGAACACCGCAAAAUCAAAGUCCCGCUCCCCUUGCUCAGCAGUGGAUGGUACUGCACAAACAGACAACCCUCCCUCAUCGUCACUGGCCCAGUGUCUACCAGCAUGAAGUUUACAAACAGUAUUUCGGUUGCCGGCAGUAGCAUAGCACUGCCAUCCCGACCCAGAAGUAGAACUAAGAGGCAUUUUAAUCUAACAAAGCCAAAGCAAUCCCAGUCCUCAAAAAGCCAUGGCAAAGAAGGUGAUGUCUCUGGGCAAAAACUCUGUUUACUGACUGCAAUCAAGCCUUCCAAUGUGGAAAAAGAGAAGAUGAAAUUCUUCAAGUCAGAUUUCACAUACAAUCCUCAAUUCGAAUAUGCAAACCCUGCUCUGCCAAACGUGUUAGCUAAGCACAGCCAUGCAUCUGACAGAUUUCUUAAGCAGUCCAUUAACAUUAUGGAGCGGACAUUGCAGAAAUAUGGAAGCUAUGAAAAAUUUGAACAGGCCACUGGAGGCAGCUUGCUGACCAAAAGUAGGAUCUGGAAUCAUGUCAGGAAAUACAUGGUGAAAGAAGGGUGUCUUGGUGAGAUUGUGGUCCAUCUCACGGAGGACCUGCUAUCUCGAGCCUCAAUGACAGUGGUGAAUGGCCGCCCCACUCUCACUAUCAAUAUCUCCACUGCGCGAGAGCACUGGCUGGAAGGGAUGCUGAGACAUGAAAUUGGAACUCAUUAUUUUCGGGGUUUUAACAACAACAGCCAGCCUUGGUGCAACUGGAACGGACGUAGAAAACACGGGUUAAAACCAAUCAACCCUACAGAAGAGGGACUAGCGAGCAUUCACAGUGUCCUGUUCCGCAAAGACCCUUUUCUCUGGAGAGCUGCCCUACUCUACUACACAGUGUAUCAGGCCAGCCAAAUGUCUUUCAGUCAGCUUUUCCAGGACGUGGGGAAAUUUGUCAAGGACCCCAAUACCAGGUGGGAUUACUGCGUACGAGCCAAGAGAGGGUGGACUGACACAUCACAGCCAGGCUGUUUCAAUAAGGAUCAGGUGUACUUGGAUGGCAUCCUCCGAAUCCUGAGAUACAGGGAGUCCAUUGAUUUCCAUCUUCUAACAGCCCUUGGAAAGAUCUCGUAUGAGGAUGUGGAUCGCCUGAAAGGAUUAGCUGUGAUUGAGAACAUGAGGGUACCACACUUUUUGCAAGACCAUGCCCGGUAUAUGGAACACUUGGAAAAGAUCAUGGAAGUCAAUGAGCUGACCGAUGAGGAGCUCCAGGAUCUCAUAAAUUAACAGUAUUAGCUCACCAUUCACUUAUUCUGUGAAGAUGUAGAACUGGACUUCCCAGAGCUUGUGAAAAUGGAAUUAUGAGAGGUGGAGUGGGAGGGAAGGGUGGCCAGAAUACAUGGAAUUCCAAAAAAGCCUCUUUCUGUUCCUUUUGCAUUGUGAUUGUAUACUGAUUAUUUUUUAAGGGGUUUGUGCAUUUUUAAAAAUUUGGCUUAGGAAUUCCUUUGCAGUGAUCUGUCCAACCAUGUACUGUGUUUUGUAUGCCAGGUAUAGCGCAUGGCACUGUCUUUUGUAAUAUACUGCCUUUUCUCACCCAGGUUUAGAGGUGGAGGAAAGGAAAAAUAGGAGAAAUUCCCCUUUCACUUGUGUUUGCCCUGUCUUUGGUCAUAGCUUUCAGGUUUCAUGGCAAUAGAACUGCUGUAGAUUAUGCUACAUUGCUGUCUGUGUAACUCUUUCCCAUUUGGUCUUCAUUGCAGUGAAAAAAGAAAGUUUAAAAACACGGUGCACAGAAGCAGGUCUUUGUGCCAUAGGAUCGAAGCUCUGUAAUGUUAUAAAAAGUUUGGGUAUUUUUACUGGGAGACUUAGCAUUUAAAAAAAAAAAACAAAAAGAAAAUAAGCAUUGCUGUUUUAAUGGAUGUAAGCAAGUAGCAAAGUUAUCCCCCUUUAUCCCCUCAAAAAUUUACACUGUUCCACAGCUUUAUCUGUAUAGGACAUGUUUUGGGAAGCUGAGUUCUGGAAAGGGUCUCCCUCCUUUGAGGACCAGCAUAGCAUAUCUAGGAAGUUCAACAUGGCAGUGUUUUGGAAGAAGGAUUGGGCAGAACUGUGAUUUCAUGACUUACGUAUUUUAAAUACAUUCAGGAACACAGGGACAUGAUUCAGUACAGCAGGCAAUACCCAAUCUUCUCUGGGUCACCUGAGCCUACAGAGGGUCAAGUCAAUUUUUGGAGCAGUACCUCCAUGCUGCAGCAAGCUUGAGCUUGCAGAGCUCACAGAAGAAACAAGAUGUGAAUGGGGGGCGCGGGGAAAGAAGACUCACAAGUGCCCUAUUCCUGUGUUCCAGCAGAAGUGCUACACCACUCUGAAGCAACCUUACCUCUGUUUUAACUGCUGGUGCUAUGUCCCGAACCAAGAAGAGAAAUGACCUUACUGUAAGGCACAGCUCACCACAUGAUAAAUACCUUAGAUGGCUCAAGGAAGACUUAACUACAUAAGCUACAUAUUCUGAUUCCAGAGUAUUAUGGAAUUAUCAAGGCAAAUUUUGUACCUAUAAGUAUUCUGACAUUUUCUGGGGUUUUGUUUUAGUAGAUGGCAUUUUAUCAGGGCUCCUCUGAACUCCUGGGAAGCAGCUAUGGUAGGAGAGGCUGGGCAGGAACUAGGGACAUCUUUGGACAGGGCUUCUGCCAUUUCUUCCUCUUCUGCCUUGGCCCACUGGUAACAAGCCUGGCAUUGGAUAAGGCGGAUAGAGGGAGCCAAGGUUUCCUCUGCACCACAUUUGCAUGGACCCGAGCCCUGGUAUGCCUCCCUCCCUGCUUAUCGUGUUCUUGAAUGAAAUGGAUGGAAAAACCCUCCCACCUUAUUUUACACCCAGGGCAUUACCAGCCAUGACAGCAAAAUCAUGAGAACACAUUUUCUGAUGCACAGGAAAAUCUGUGAGGGAAAGCUCUCAGUUGGCUACGAGGUCUGAAGGGUUUUGAAUAAUCCCAUAAAAGCAGCUGCCUUUUUUGCAGGUGCAUUUGCAGCAGCUGGCUGGCUCACUGCUUCGAAAAAGAAAAUGCACUCAACAAGCAUAAAUUUACUAAAUUUGGUUAUUUUCAAAGCAGGGACCAAGAACUGCUUGCAGCAGCCUUAAUUUUGUAUUGUCAGUAUUGUUCACGAGCUGAAAGCCUUUCAGCCUCUGUAUGCUGAAAUAAAAGCCCUCUUUCUCUCCUUGUCCCCUUCAGGCUGUCUAGUUUGAUCACUGGUGAAUUUGCCUGCCCAGCUUUGGUUUUUUGCUGUGCUGAGGAGACACGGUGUUGCAGCAGCCUGACAGGAACUAUUUGCAUCACCGCACCCACAUGCUCCAGGCUUUGGCUCCUUUGCCAGAAGCAGCAAGAAAGACACACAUGACUGAGGCUGAGUCAAACAUCACAGUCAAAAGCUCUCUUUGGAGUAAAUCGGGCAGAGAUUGUUCGAGCUAUAUUGUGAAAGAAUCUGGCUCAUUUUGCCGGCUCAGGGGCAUGAGAAAGGGCCAGUCCUGUAUGAAAGGGACAAUUCUGAACUGAUUUUCUUCUUAUAGGAGCGAUCCUUGACUUCCUCCAGUGACUUCUACAUAAUCAAAGUGCUCUUCCUCCUCCCCCAGCAGUAAUGUUUUAUAAUCUAAGUGUGUGUACAUAAUGUGUUCUUGAAACCAGGAGGCUAUGCUAGUCACCCUGCCUUUGCCGCAAAAUACCAUGCCUACAGCCCUUCGUCCAACAGCCAGCUGACUCUGUUACCACUCUGUAGCCCUAAACACUACUACAGGCCUUUUUGCUUUACACAAAGACCCUCAUCACAUUUUUGUCAAAGUAGUAGGUGCCAUCAAACUUUUGUUCUUUGUUAUGCCAGAAAUAGAUUUGCAAGGUUGGAGUCUGGAAGUGGUCAGUAUCAAAGUAACACUGUAGCAAUGGAUGAAGCUGUCAACUUCUGUUUUCAGCAUCAGAUUUGUCCUUCCUCCUUUGUAAAAGUGUUUCAAAUUUUGAAGUGUAGCUUUUGUAAAUAUUCCUGAUUUUUUUAUUUUUUUUUUCCCACUGUGAAGAGUCUGGUUACUAAGUCGUGAUACUGAAGUUCUGUUAUAAAGCAUACGACAGCAGUCCACGUGAGCUCAUGUCACUUUACAGUUUCACGAUGUCAGUGAUGUGAUGACAGCCUUUCCCAGCAGUCUGUCUCAUUUGCUUUGCUGUGUAUCCACAUCUUGCUACUUCUACGUUAUUCCUAUACAGAAACCUGGUCAACAUUGGAGAAGCUUCCCAGUCUCACCAGACCAAUCUUGAAAGGCAUUUUAUACAACUUUUACAAAUAAAGAUAAAUGAAAGAAUGACAGAGACGAGAGUACUGAAGUGUUAUAUCAUACCGUGUGAGAGCAUUACUCUCUUUCAGUGGCAUUAGCUCUGCAGCUAGUUGGACAUCCCAAGCUGUGCGUGGAAAAGAUGGCUUUCUGAUCACAGUUUUGAAAAAGUUGGGGUUGGAGUCAUGAAAGGUUCUGCUGAAGCCUUACAUUGGGUACAGCUCCCUCUGCUCUGUCAGAAGGCCUGGCUGCUCACAGGGAAAUUACACACUCUCCCUUUUUCCAAGAUAUGCUCUGAGGCAUCAUCAGAGCCACUUUGCUGUGAUGCGUUUCUCAGCACCAUCCAUGCAGGAAAUGGUAACUCCAAAUGCUCUGCUUUAACACUUGGAUCUGCCCCCCCCCCCGUUUCAUUUCAGGGCUUUGUGUCCCCUCUCACAUUAUGAAACAUGCUUGCUUAUCUUCAGGGAGUCCUGUCAGCUCCUUAUGGAUAAACUCCCUCACGUAUAAGUAAGGAUAACAUUUAAGGGUUGUGGGUUCUUUUUAACAGAAAUACUUUAAAAGUCACUAGCUGAUGUGCCUUGCGAGAUAGCUAAAUAUUAUUGCAUUACAUUUGCCCUCCCUUGUUAGCCAGUUUGGAAAACGCAGCCUGAAAUCUCCUGCCACCACAGGCUCCCAAAUCACCACUGCUGUCUCUCACCCAGUGCAUCCCAGAGACCCCCUUCUACAGUGUCAACAGCAUGAAACAACGCUCGAGCCUUGUAUUCCAGUACUGAAUAAAUUUCCCAUUUGUUACAGGCGAUCUGCAGGAGUACUGAACUCUGAAAUCCUUUUUCCAGCACUCAGGUGCCAGCCUUGUGAAGCUGGAUGCCCUGCAAGCAGAUUGAGGAGCAAUUCCAGCACCGAGGGUCUCAGUGAUGCUCCUGCCUGCCUGGUGAGGAGGGAAAGCUGGAAAUCCUGUAUGCUGGAAACCAGAUGGAAGUCUGACAACACACGAGUCAGGGUGGAAGUUGAAAGAGGCACUGUCUAAGCCAAGAGAAAAGCAAAAGGAAACAGCUAAAACAAUAGGGGUUUUUUUUAAGGAAGUGUUCAUUUAAAAGUGUUCUAAAUUUCAUAAUAUAUUAGCACCAAAUUAAGAAGUUGAAUUCUUUUCAGUAUGCAGUUUAAAAUGAGAUUGUGUAUCUUUAAUAUACACAGGGGAGAACAUAGUUUGGCUUUGCUGAACAAUUACAGUUUUCACAACUGUAAGUCUAUAUUAAAUUAAAUCCAGAAAAUUUGGAUAUUUCAUUUUAAACACAUUCAUUUACUUUGAUUCAAUAAUAAAAAGAUGCUACCAGAAUUACCUCUCAAGGCACAGCCGUACCCUUCCCAUUAAAGUUGUCUAAAUAAAUUUCUUAUGGUGCUGCUGAAAUAUUUUGUAUCUUCCUCAAUCGCAUAGUGCCUCUGAGACACAGCUCCAUUUCCUAA